This is a messenger RNA of Penicillium nucicola, 1035 nucleotides long. RefSeq names its product aldo-keto reductase. Gene Ontology annotation, cellular component: cytoplasm. The transcript is spliced from 2 exons. The coding region runs from base 1 to 1035 and encodes 344 amino acids. The record is from RefSeq and is a predicted model, not a curated record. Lineage: Eukaryota; Fungi; Ascomycota; Eurotiomycetes; Eurotiales; Aspergillaceae.
AUGGCUGCCUCAAAGCUACUCCCUACUCGCCCACUAUCCAAAAACGGACCGCUCGUCCCUCGCCUCGGUCUGGGGUUGAUGGGUGCAAGUGGUAGUUAUGGCAUGCCAGCUGGGGAUGAGGAGAGAUUAGCAUUCUUGGAUAAGGCGUACGAAAAAGGCGAAAGGUUCUGGGAUACCGCCAACGAGUACGGUGAUUCGGAGGACCUCCUCGGAAAAUGGUUCGCCGCGAACCCGACCAAACACAAGGAUAUAUUCCUCGCCACCAAGUUCGGCAUCAAGACCUCGCCAGGUGUGCUUGGGUUUACUGUCGACUCAACACCCGAAUACUGUCGCCAAUCAAUCGAAAAGUCUCUAGCACGGCUGGGACUUCCAUUUGUGGACCUGUACUAUGUUCACCGGCUGGACAAAGUGACGCCAAUUGAAAAGACCAUGGAAGCAAUGGUCGAGCUCAAGAAUGCCGGCAAGAUCAAACACAUUGGUUUGAGCGAAUGCAGUGCCGACUCUCUGCGUCGUGCCUAUGCCGUGCAUCCAGUGACCUGUGUUCAAGUUGAGUACAGCCCAUUCUGCAAAGACAUUGAGUCGCCAAAGACAGGACUUCUGGAAGUUGCUCGCGAGCUGGAUGUCGCCAUUGUCGCAUACAGUCCCUUGGGAAAUGGGUUGUUGGGUGGUAACAUCCGAUCGCUCGAGGAUGUCAGCAAACCUGGUGAUUUCCGCGUCAUCCUGCCCUGGCUGAGAGAAGAAAAUAUUCAGCACAACCUAACUGUGCUCGAUCGCAUCGCUGAGCUAGCAAGCUCCAAGGGUCUUACUUCCGCACAGUUGGCUCUUGCGUGGUUGCUUGCGCAGGGUGAUGAUAUCUUCCCUAUUCCGGGGACUUCGAAGGUUCAUCGUUUAGAAGAGAAUCUCGAGAGUCUUUUUGUUGUGCUUACUGAGGAGGAUGAGACAUUGCUUCGCAAUAUUUCUGGGGAAAUUGUGGGUGGCAGGUUCCAGGCGAGCACGGCUUAUUCGUUUGCCGAUACGCCUGCCUUGGAGGAGUGA